This is a messenger RNA of Lodderomyces oxycetoniae, 1632 nucleotides long. RefSeq lists its product as uncharacterized. The record is from RefSeq and is a predicted model, not a curated record. The coding region runs from base 1 to 1632 and encodes 543 amino acids. NCBI's taxonomy places the organism in Eukaryota, Fungi, Ascomycota, Pichiomycetes, Serinales, Debaryomycetaceae. The transcript has a single exon.
AUGGUCACCAAAGCUAAUGGAGGAGCACCACUUGAUACUGCAGAAUUAUACUCAUUUGAAGAUCUUACAAUUGGCACAAAUGAUCAAAUUCAAGCACUAGCGAAACAAACACCAACGAUUCUCCCCAACCAGCAAGCGGAUAAAGACUAUGCUAAAACGCUUGAUGCAUUGAGAUCCACAUAUCCUUACAUUUUCGUUGUUAAUUGGCUUUACAAUUAUCGGGGCUUUUUGAAAUUACAAUCUGAGGCAUUCGAUGUUGAUAUUUUCGAGAUGGAGCUAUUGAACUAUUUCCCACAAGAAGAGAAUCACCACGGUAAUGAAGCCAUGAAACAAGGGCAUGUUUUAUUUAUAAAUCGGUUGAAAGUGGCUUUGAUCUCAAAUAUACAAAACAGUAAGAUGUCGCUGGUUAAUAAUUUUGAAGCCAUUUUUAGAUUAUGGUUUGGUGUAAAUACGCCACUUGGUGGGAUAGAAAUUGAUGACGACGACAACGAAGAAGAAGAAGAAGAAGAAGAAAAAGAAGAAAAAGAAAAAAAGGAAAUUGAGGUUGUCACAAACGAUUCAGAAUUACCCAGGUUUGAUUAUUUGUUAAUCAAGGAUAAAUUUGAAAUUUUGUAUAUUUUAAUCUCCUACAUUGCUAAAAGCCCAAAAUUCCGCGAUUGGCUAAGCAAACAAUCUUCCGGACCUGAGCUAUCAAGAAUUGACCCCGUAUUCACACAACAGGUUCGGGAGUCAACAAGAGAAGAGUAUUAUCUACUUUGUGAUGACACGAGAUUGUAUAAACGAACAAUUACAUUCAAUCCUCUCGUGAUACCGAAAAAACGCAAACUUUCUCCAGAACACCCACAAGACUAUUAUAAACCAUCGUCAUUUGAUAUAAGCGACAAAGUCACAUUCGAAAUCCAGUACAAAAAUAUCUAUGAAUUUAACAAUUAUAUUCAUCAACUCAAACGACAGCGUAAUCUCAAAACACUUUAUAGCAAGCUCACUCGUACCUCGACCAUUGAAUCGAUGUUUGAUUCAGAGUUGAAAAAGAGAAGAUAUUUGUCAAAUAAAAAGAAGGAAGCUCAACUUGCUAGCCUUCUUGCUGUGCGUAAAAGAUCUUCGAGAUUAGAAGCCAAACAACGUCAACGUACAGAGGAAGAAGCUCGUCAACGUGCAAUCGAACAAGAGGAGUUGAAACUUGCCGCACAAGCACGUUUGGAAAGGAGACAGAAACUCAAACAGAGAGACGUUGAUAUACUUGGCGGAUCCUCUACAGGUAUGACUAGAGAUGAACGAUUAAAAAGGAGAAAUGAAAUAUUAUAUAAUCGACAUCUCAACGUUACGCCCACGCCCACGCCCACGCCCACGCCUCCUACUCCUGUAUCUAAUUCAGUGCAAGAAAGUCCCAUUGCUGACGAGUCGAAUAAUUAUGAGAGUGGCGGUAGUGAACAUUCAUUUAAUUACGAGAUAAAUAAUGGAAACGGUAAUGGUAACGGUAAUGAUAACGGCAACGGUGAAAGUUUGCACGAAAAUGCUAUGGAAGUAGUACAUAAUAAUACAGUUAGUGCUGAACAAGAUUCAAAUGAAAUUCAAAAAAUUGCUGAAUUGAAAAGCAAACACGGACUGGUUGAUGAGAUUGACGAAAAUUAA